Messenger RNA from Drosophila bipectinata, 1822 nucleotides. RefSeq names its product potassium channel subfamily K member 16. Gene Ontology annotation, molecular function: potassium ion leak channel activity; outward rectifier potassium channel activity. Gene Ontology annotation, cellular component: plasma membrane. Gene Ontology annotation, biological process: potassium ion transmembrane transport; stabilization of membrane potential. Lineage: Eukaryota; Metazoa; Arthropoda; Insecta; Diptera; Drosophilidae. The record is from RefSeq and is a predicted model, not a curated record.
UUCAAAAGUUAGUUCUCCUCUAAAUACAAAUCUUUAAUUAUUAUGCAGAUCUCUGUAGUCUCUCCUUCCACUUCGUAGUUCCCACGUCGAAUAUUACACCUGCGGGUGUCCGGGAUGAUGUCUUGAUUGCUCUGUUCAUAAAUUUGACGUAAAUUGCCUUAUUUAGAACGGCAGGCACUUGCCCACAUAAAUAUCAGAUCCGCAAUUCGCCUCCCACGUAUUCUCACCCACAAUUCCACCUUCUCUGAUGGAUCUCCUCUCGCUGGCUCUCCACCUUUGGGGAGAUUUCCUCACUCAGUUGAUUUUUGGCGCCCGUGGGGAUCAGUCGAGGAGCGGAAAAUUGUUCGUCUGGCCUUUGGAAAAUGUGCCGUGCAAAGGCGUGGGUUUAUUUUUAGCCAACGUGCUGAUUUCCACACUCCCAGUGCCCGUAUCGAGAAUCGACAACUGCCCAACUAAUUGUACAUCAUCUUCCGCUGGAAACACUUCAGGAAACUCUCAGUUCUAGCCGGACAUCCCUGGAUGCGGUUAUAUAAUCCCAUAUAAGCCGUCCGAUCGCCAUGCCAAACAAAUUUCAAAGAAAAAUCUCUCCGAUGAGCGGGGGAGGAGUGCAAAGGGCCUCCAGCGUUUCCUCCUCUCCCAGCAACCAGCCGCGGAAGCGUGUGAAGCGCUGCUGCCGUAACUUCGUCACCUUUAUGUGCACCCAGGUGGGCGUGGGCGCCCUGAUCGUGAUCUACGCCAUAUGCGGAGCCUUCGCUUUCAUGAACAUAGAACGGCAGUUCAUCGACGGCACCGCCGACCAGGUGCUGGAGCUGCGCCAGAACUGCUCCCAGCAGCUGUGGAGCAUCACGGAGAAGCACAACUUGAUCGACCGUCGCAAGUGGUCGGAGGACACCAACGCCGUGCUCCGCGACUACCAGGCCCAGAUAGCGGGAGUGAUCAAGCAGGGCUAUGUGGGCCGGAGCCCUGAACAGAUUUGGAGCUUCCCGGCGGCACUAAUGUUCUGCUUGUCGGUUAUAACCAUGAUAGGCUACGGGAACAUGGUGCCACGGACGCCCUGGGGCAAGGGAUUCACUGUGAUCUACGCCAGCAUCGGCAUACCCCUGUACAUACUGUACUUCCUGAACAUGGGCAGGGUCCUGGCCCGCUCGUUCAAGUUCCUCUACCGGUCCAUGCACGACUGCACCCAGGAGCAUCCGCGUUUGGACCGCCUGGACGCUCUCGAAGGGGGUGUCAGCCUUCCUCGGAAGAAGAUCAUUGUGCCCUCCACCGCCUGCCUGUGGGUGAUAUUCUUCUAUGUCCUCACGGGCACUGUGAUGUUUGCCAACUGGGAGAAGUGGAGCUUCCUGAACAGCUUCUACUUUUGCAUGACGUCGCUCUGCAAGAUUGGCUUCGGAGACUUUGUGCCAGGGGCUUCGCUAACGACUGCUGCGGACGUUAACGCAGCCACUCACAAGCUCCAGGAGGAUAUAUCCGCCGACCCGGAUGAGCUGGCUCAGCUGCAGUCCGUGGCCGCCGACCAGCACUCGAAGCUGGCCAUCAACUUCGUGUAUAUGCUGCUCGGAAUGGGCCUGGUGGCCAUGUGCCGGAACCUCAUGCGGGAGGAGGUCCGGGUGAAGCUGCGAGAGAUGCGGGAGGACGCCAAGCUGUGCAUGGAGGACACGCGACUGCGUUUUGUGGGCUGCUGUGGGAGUCCCCGGGAUGGCUACGACAGCGACUACUACUAGGGUUUCGUAAAGACUUUAGCUCAUCAUUGAUCAAUUCCUGCAACUGCAAGAGCGGAUUCGAAACUUCGAGGGCAUGCUUGGCGGCGGCAGCGGGGAGC